AUGGAGAGCGAACCGUCAGCAGUUCGUCUUAGACGAAAACUCACUGAACUAUCCAGUGAAUAUUCAACUGAAAAACAAGUUCAUACACGCAGUAAAUCAGCUAAUAGUCGAGCUCCAACAUCAGAUCCAAAUGGUAGUCUUCGCUAUCGACGAAUGAGACGAAAAGUUGAUGCACUUCGUACACAAAUAGAUGCGGCCUUACAUGAUAAUUAUCUUACAACAUCAGCAUUAAAUUCUCCUACGGAUAUGAUUCCAACACGUGAUGAUGAUUCAACAUUAAAGAAGAAGAACGAUGAACAAAACCUUGUUACAAGUGAACUUAUUCAAGUGCUCAAUAGUAAACAAACAAAAAUCGAUGAACUGGAACAACAAUUGAAGGGCAUCGAACAACAAGAAUCGCAAUGGAAGACAAAAUACGAACGAGAAUGUCGUCGACGUGAAAUUGUACAACAAAAAUUAAUUGAACUUGAGAAAGAAUUACAAAAUAGACAACGACAAUCAAAACUUCUUUUUCAACUUCAAACUGAUAUCGAACAACUUCAUUUAGCUUUUAAUGCUCUAGAAACUGAAAAUUCUCAACUCAAUGCUGAAUUAUCUUUUUUUCGUACUAAUCGUCCUCAAUCCACUCGUCUUUCAUCUCAAAUAGAUCAAUUUCGACAUGAAAUAGGACAAACAUGUCAUGAAUCGAUGUGUUAA
Rotaria socialis is the source of this 696-nucleotide messenger RNA. The record is from the annotation of a GenBank genome assembly. NCBI's taxonomy places the organism in Eukaryota, Metazoa, Rotifera, Eurotatoria, Philodinida, Philodinidae.